AUGUUCGCCUACGAUGACGGCACUGGGGUCGAUUUCCCUGUGCGCAACGAGGAGGAAUGGGAUCACUUUCUGGAUAUCCUAAGAAACGACAAGAGCGUCAAUGGGGAGUACGACAUCCUGUUGCUCUCUGCAGGGGGAUGGGAGAGGUACAACUCCAAGCAACAAGAGAACAAGGAGCAAGGAAGUGGAAAGCCCGCCUCCGGAAAGAGCAACAAGCUACAAAAGAAAGUUUCCUUCAGAGACUCUAAAGACACACUUGCUGAGACCUACGUCUUCGAGAACUAUGCAGAAGGUUCUUGA
Molecule: messenger RNA, 300 nt
Organism: Guillardia theta CCMP2712
Lineage: Eukaryota; Cryptophyceae; Pyrenomonadales; Geminigeraceae
Exons: 6
Coding region: 1-300 (99 amino acids)
Source: RefSeq, a predicted model, not a curated record